AUGGCUUCAUCUCUCGCUAAGCAGAUUCGAUCGGCGACCGAUCACGAGGACAUUGAUCUCGCUGGUUUCGGGCAGUCGCAGAUCUCCGAGCUCUUCACCGCAGCCUUCUCUGAGGCGAUCCCGGCACCUAAGAUGAUCGGCUUUCGCUUUACCGUCCGUCAGAAGUAUGGCGAUGACAUGCCCAAGUUCUGCCGCGAUGCGUUGAGAGCCAUCGGCUUCGAAGAGGACCGUGGGGCGAGUGCGAUCAUGGAGUGUGCGGGCAGCUUCAAGUAUCAGCACGACACAGACAAGGACUUGAAGUUCAUUCACGUGUUUCCCAAGAUCGACAUCUCGGCUUCUGCCGCCCCUGCGGAGGCGGAGGAGGAGGCGGACAUCAAGAUCGGGGGCAUGAAGCUGGAGGAGCUUCCGCCAGAGCAUCUCUGCAGCAUCGUGUCCAUGGAGACCUUCGUGAAGCUGGUGGCCAAGCAGUGUCCUUCCUUCUCGCAGCGUCGCGCGCUGCUCAAGGCGAUGAAGGAGAUGGCGGCGAAGAUCGCAGGUUUUGAAGAGAAGAUGUCGAAGAUGGAGCAGCUGACAGCGAGCGAGGACGAGUUGUACAACACUGCGCAAGACGUGCCGGGGAAGGUUUCAGAGCUGGAGAAGCAGCUGGAGGGUAUGAUGACCGGGCAGCACUUGACAAGAAAGAAGACGGACAAGCUGGAAGCAGCGAUGGCUGCACUGCAGGCUAAAAUUCAAGGACUGAAGGACGCAACUCCAACUGUGAGGAGGCGGAAGGAAGAUCGGGAGAUCCUCACUCUCCGCAAGCAGCUGCGAGAGCUCAAAGCGAUUGAGGACAGCAAGCAAGUGUUGAGCCUGGACGAGAUUAAGAAGUUGAAUCAGAAGGCAAACAUCGUCACUCGCCUCGAACAGCUAGAGGCCGAGACCAAGGGAUGGUUCGAUGCUGCGAUACCGGAGGCUGAUAGGCUCAGGGAUCCUCCUCCUGCUUCCAAGGGUCUCCUGCCCCCUCCUGCCCCCUCCUCGACGCAACGCGAGCUCGGGUGGAGCGAACCGAGGAUGGGAGAGCGCGACGAAGAAGACAAGCAGCGGGGGUGA
Messenger RNA from Guillardia theta CCMP2712, 1089 nucleotides. RefSeq lists its product as hypothetical. The coding region runs from base 1 to 1089 and encodes 362 amino acids. The transcript has 15 exons. The record is from RefSeq and is a predicted model, not a curated record. NCBI's taxonomy places the organism in Eukaryota, Cryptophyceae, Pyrenomonadales, Geminigeraceae.